AUGCUGGUUUCCUUCGCGAUCCAGAUACUGCUAAGGAGGGACUCGAGCGGGUCGGGAGCGCUUCGGCACCGCGUCCCCGUGCCCGGGGUGACGGGGCUGGCUCGCGAGCAGCGCGGAAGCCCGACUCCCUCCUGCACCCCCGCCGGACCAGCCGGGCGGGAGCGGCGCCUGGGAGUCAGACUCUGCUCCCGAGCAGAGGGGCCGCUUUGCCGCGAGUCAAGGGGGCAGCCCCCCGCGGGCGCAGAGAGCGGCACCGCGCAGCGCUGGCUACUCGAGGGGGUUCCGCGGGGGGCGGCGCUGCGCUGCCCGGCGGGGCGACCCCGGGUAGGACCGGGCAGAACAGGGACCACCGGUGAUAGUUUCGCGGUGAACGCCUCUCUGGCUCGGAAAGGGCUGGAGGACUGGAUGUUGAAGCAGAAAUACUCCGGGGGCGGGGGCAGCAGCAGCAGCGGAGGCAGCAGCUCGGGACUCCACCAAGGCUUCCAGCACCGGGUUGUGUGCAGGCUCGCUAGCGCCAGGAUACCAGAGUCCGGACAACCAGAACCAGACUACCUUUACCCACCACGCAGGGCAACCCCUGCGACUAAUGUGGGAAACUCCCUCAACGCCGGCAUGAAGGUCCCAGAGACUCCCCAGAUCCAUGGGAAACACGGCAGAGGGUCCCUGUUCGGGCGCCAAAUUGUUACUAUAAAAGACGGCUGGGAGCCUGGUCAACACUCCCAGACUCAUGAUUUAUCUGGGGAAGGCUACAGAGACACUAUUGGUGAUGAACACUUUCAUCUAGAAGUGGCUUUGCCUCCAGAGAAGACAGAUGGAGUUUGCAGUGGAGAUGAAAAGAAAGUAGAAAAAGAAAGUGACACACAUACAUGUUCCAAGAAGCAGCUGAAAUUUGAAGAAUUGCAAUGUGAUGUGUCUGUAGAGGAAGAUAACAGGCAAGAAUGGACCUUCACACUGUAUGACUUUGAUAACAAUGGAAGAGUCACUCGCGAGGAUAUUACCAGCUUGCUUCACACCAUCUAUGAAGUAGUUGAUGCAUCAGUAAAUCAUUCUCCUAGUUCCAGCAAAACUCUGCGAGUGAAACUUACUGUGGCACCAGAUGGCAGCCAGAAGAAAAAGAGUAUCUUGUUAAAUCCUGCUGAUUUGCAGAGUGCCAAGCAUAGAGCUGAAAGCAAAGCUAAUGAAGAAGUAAGAUGCUCUGAGAAGAAGCAGCGGGCUUCUCUCAGAUAUCACCAGAGUGAGAACAAUCCAGAGCAAAGUAGGUGCUAUCGUCAUUGUGUUGAUGAGAACAUUGAAAGGAGAAACCACUAUUUGGAUCUUGCAGGAAUAGAAAACUACACAUCAAAGUUUGGGCCAGGAUCUCCUCCAGCAGCUCAAAAAGAUGACCCACCAAGCAGAGUUGUGAAUCAGACUAGAUCCCAUUCUCAUGAGCCUGAAACCUUCCAUGCUCACCAUAGGAAAUCUCAAGUGGUUGAUCCAAGCCACAUCAAUCUGGCUGAAAGUUCGUAUGCCAAGAUUGCAGAAAUCCAACCAAAGCUGCAGAACCAGGACUCCAACAACCACUUUGUGAGGUCUCCCAAGGGCCAGGGCAAAAACAUUGCCCCUGUGCAUCCUGGAAGGGCAGUUAGAAAUAAACCUUUUCAAGGGGCGCCCAUGCCAAUAGCUUCCUCAAGUGCAUGGGUGGGCCACAAUCUUCUUUACCUCCCCUUGCAAUCUCAACAGGUUCACAAGAAGCAUAAGCAGAGGGCAAAGGAGAAUCACCAAAUGUGCAAAACCUUCCAGUCUCCAGGGACAGUUGUGGAAAAGGAACAUGUGAGACACCUGCCCACAGUCAUUUUAUAUGAAGGCCAAGUUGGACAGAUGAUACAAAGACAUGAACACCACCACCACCAUGAGCACCACCACCACUACCAUCACUUCUACCAAACAUAGAAGAGAUCCCACCAACAUCCUCCAAGAAUCAUCCCGUAUGAAGGAAAUGUGUUCUUGUGAUACCAGAACUAAGGCAUUACUAUGAUUAAUAUUAUUGUUACUCCAUUAAUAUUCAGC
Messenger RNA from Strigops habroptila (Kakapo), 2046 nucleotides. RefSeq names its product protein naked cuticle homolog 1-like. Bases 1 to 1929 code for a protein of 642 amino acids. The record is from RefSeq and is a predicted model, not a curated record. The transcript is spliced from 12 exons. Gene Ontology annotation, molecular function: calcium ion binding. Gene Ontology annotation, biological process: negative regulation of Wnt signaling pathway. NCBI's taxonomy places the organism in Eukaryota, Metazoa, Chordata, Aves, Psittaciformes, Psittacidae. Gene Ontology annotation, cellular component: cytoplasm.